GUCAUUCCCAGCUUGUGUGAUCAUCUCUGUAUGACUAUGGAACUUCUCCGAGGCUGAUUCCAAAGAUACCUCUCCGGCAAUAUGAUCAUUUCGAAUGCCCUUCUAUGCGUAGCCCUUCUCCCCGCCACGACUUUCGGCUUAGGGCCCGUAUACUUCGGAUCCCGAGGAUCAUCUCCCUUGAUACCGCCACAGAUCCCUCUAGUUGAGCCUCCUACACUUUCAGGCACCCAUCAAUUUACACUUCGCCAUAUCUUCCGUCGCGGAGCAUAUGAACAACCUGAUCUCCACCAGAGGCUCGACAUCCAACCGCAUACCCGUCUUCGGGCCCUUUCAGAAGAUGGACUCGAGGAGGGGCCGGUUACCUUAGACUCCCCACUAGUGGCUUCAUCACGUGCUAUUACCAUCGAGCGGCUUGCAGAUCGACGUCCAUUGGCAAUUGAAGCGCAUUUAGCGGUGGCUAGGUCGUCAGGCUCAGCUGUCGUUUUUUCGCCAUCGGCAUGGGUCAUGGAUACGCUGGCUGGUCCUGAUAUCACGGACAAAGAAAGUGUUCUCACGUUUGCAAAGAUGUCGGCGAAUGAUUAUAUUGCGGAGCCGGGAAGUGAGGACUGGCAGGAUGUUCAUGGUCACUUCAACUAUUCAUCAAGUUUCGGCUGGGCGGGUGACGGGCUGAGAGGCCACAUUUAUGCGGACAAGACAAACGGCACCAUUGUCAUAUCCCUCAAGGGGACCUCGCCAGCUCUCUUUGACGGUGCGGGCACGACCACGAACGACAAAGUGAAUGAUAAUCUGUUCUUUAGCUGCUGCUGCGGGCAGGGUGGCUCGUACCUGUGGCGACAAGUAUGCGAUUGCCAGAAAUCUGCAUACACAGCCAACUUGACCUGUAUAACCGAGUCCAUGUAUGACGAAAAUCGGUACUACCGUGCGGCACUCGACCUCUACUCAAACGUCACCGCGAUCUACCCGGAGGCGAAUGUUUGGCUCACGGGUCAUUCUCUGGGCGGUGCAAUGACCAGUUUAGUUGGUUUGACAUAUGGACUACCUGUAGUCACAUUUGAGGCUGUUCCUGAGGCGCUGCCUGCGGCUCGCCUAGGCCUUCCCAGUCCGCCGGGACAUGAUCCUAGACAUCCUCAGUCUAGGCGGUUUACCGGAGCCUAUCACUUCGGGCAUACUGCAGAUCCAGUUUUCAUGGGUACUUGUAAUGGUGUUAGUUCUGUAUGCACCUGGGGCGGCUAUGCCAUGGAAUCAGCAUGUCAUACUGGCCAAAUGUGUGUCUAUGAUACCGUUGAAGAUAAAGGCUGGCGUGUCGCAAUUGGCACACAUCGUAUAAAAGCCGUGAUCUCCGAUGUUCUUGAGGUGUACGACAAGGUUCCAGAAUGUGCCGCCGAAGAAGAGUGCUACGACUGCGUGUUGUGGAAGUUCUUCCGCAGUAAUGGCUCCGAAAUCACCACUACAAGCUCAACAACGUCCACAACAAGUUCUACUACGAUUAGCACCUCAACCUGUAAGACGCCUGGAUGGUGGGGCUGCCUUGACGAGAGCACAACUACCACCACUACAACAACACCAACCUCCACAUCAACAUCAACAUGCAAGACACCGGGUUGGUUCGGUUGCAAUGACCCGACUACGACGGAUGCGAGUGCUAUACCAUCGCCCACAACCACCGCGCCUACCAUAACCUCGCCAACUUGCAAAACUCCUGGCUGGUUUGGCUGUAAUGAUCCAACAACUUCGACAGUCUCCCAGACAGCUCCCCCCGCACUGACUUCCACCUGUCUAACACCUGGAUAUAUCUGGGGCUGCCGGGACCCCAUAACGACCAGCAGUCAUCCCAUCACCGCACCACCUUGAUCAGGGCAGCACACAUGCAUAUAGCACUUCCAUAUUUGUGUUGAACAUAUACACCGGAGAAAGUUAAGACUGCACUCAAAACGCGAGCUAACAUUUAGAAAUUCUGGCAUCCCGUAACAUAUAUACACGACUAUCUACGAUCUUUGCUCUCUUGCGCUCUUCAAUAUAGUGAGUUUCGGGUGUUUUUCGG
Messenger RNA from Aspergillus alliaceus, 2041 nucleotides. It is a transcript of the gene atg15, whose product is annotated as triglyceride lipase ATG15. The record is from RefSeq and is a predicted model, not a curated record. Gene Ontology annotation, molecular function: glycerophospholipase activity. NCBI's taxonomy places the organism in Eukaryota, Fungi, Ascomycota, Eurotiomycetes, Eurotiales, Aspergillaceae. Gene Ontology annotation, biological process: macroautophagy; neutral lipid catabolic process; multivesicular body membrane disassembly. The transcript is spliced from 2 exons. Bases 82 to 1851 code for a protein of 589 amino acids.